CUCGGGCGGCAGAGCUCUGCCACUCCAGCCACACUCCCACCACCUGGGAGGACCUCAGCGUUGGUUGCGGCUAACCCGCUGCUUGAACACCUUGUGGCUACUGCUGUGUUAUGUUUGCUCUGUUUUAAAGCUCUGAAAAAGGGAUGAGAGAUGUCUGACAAGAUGUCGAGUUUUCUUCAUAUUGGGGAUAUAGUCUCCUUGUACGCCGAAGGAUCCGUCAAUGGAUUCAUCAGCACGUUAGGCCUUGUGGAUGACCGAUGUGUGGUGCAACCGGAUGCUGGAGACUUGAAUAACCCACCUAAGAAGUUUAGAGACUGCCUCUUUAAGUUAUGUCCUAUGAACCGAUACUCUGCUCAGAAACAGUUCUGGAAAGCAGCUAAGCCCGGAGGCAACACCACAACGGACGCAGUGCUGCUGAAUAAACUGCACCAUGCUUCAGAUCUGGAAAAGAAGCAGAAUGAUUCGGAGAACCGGAAGUUGCUUGGAACAAUCAUUCAAUAUGGCAAUGUUAUCCAGCUGUUGCACCUGAAGAGCAACAAGUACCUGACGGUGAACAAGAGGCUGCCAGCUCUGUUGGAGAAGAAUGCCAUGAGGGUGACACUAGAUGCUGCUGGCAAUGAAGGCUCCUGGUUUUAUAUCCAGCCAUUCUACAAGUUGCGGUCCAUAGGUGAUAGUGUUGUGAUUGGAGAUAAAGUGGUGCUGAACCCAGUUAAUGCUGGCCAGCCACUUCAUGCCAGCAAUUGUGAAUUGGUCGACAAUCCAGGAUGCAAAGAGGUUAACUCUGUGAAUUGCAACACUAGUUGGAAAAUCGUGCUGUUCAUGAAAUGGAGUGAUAAUAAGGAAGACAUCUUGAAAGGGGGUGAUGUUGUGAGACUGUUUCACGCAGAGCAGGAAAAGUUUCUCACCUGCGACGAGUAUCGGAAAAAGCAGUAUGUGUUCCUCAGGACCACAGGGCGGCAGUCUGCUACGUCAGCAACCAGUUCCAAGGCACUGUGGGAGGUUGAGGUUGUUCAACAUGACCCUUGCCGUGGGGGAGCUGGGCACUGGAACAGUCUUUUCCGCUUCAAGCAUUUGGCCACGGGCAAUUACUUGGCUGCUGAGGUUGGUGAUGGUAAUCCAGAUUACCAGGAGGAGUGUCAAGAAUCCCGAUCAUCGAAUGACUCUGAGCUGGAAGCAUUGAGGAACAGAAUAUGCAGUUUCCAGGAGAAGGUGAUGUACAUGCUGGUGUCAGUACCCGAGGGGAACCACAUCUCCUCCAUCUUUGAACUCGACACAACCACCCUCCAAAGAGGAGACUCGCUUGUUCCAAGGAAUUCAUACGUUAGACUCCGGCAUCUCUGCACAAACACGUGGGUUCACAGCACCAAUAUUCCCAUCGACAAAGAUGAAGAGAGACCAGUUAUGCUGAAGAUCGGCACAUCUCCAACAAAAGAAGACAAAGAGGCGUUUGCUAUAGUGCCUGUUCCUCCAGCUGAAGUGAGAGACUUGGACUUUGCCAAUGAUGCCAGUAAAGUGUUAGCCUCAAUUGCUGGCAAACUCGAGAAGGGUACGAUCACACAGAAUGAAAGACGUUUUGUUACAAAGCUUCUGGAAGAUUUGAUGUUCUUUGUUGCGGAUGUUCCAAAUUCUGGCCAAGACGUGCUCGAGGUGGUGAUCAAUAAACCAAACCGAGAGCGACAGAAACUCAUGAGGGAGCAAAAUAUUCUAAAACAGAUCUUUAAGCUGCUUCAGGCCCCGUUCACAGACAGUGGCGAUGGCCCCAUGCUGAGGUUGGAGGAGCUGGGAGACCAGAGGCAUGCUCCAUUUCGCCACAUCUGCAGACUGUGUUACCGAGUAUUGAGACACUCCCAGCAAGACUACCGUAAAAACCAGGAAUACAUAGCAAAACAGUUUGGCUUCAUGCAGAAGCAGAUUGGAUACGAUGUCCUGGCUGAAGACACUAUAACAGCCCUACUGCACAACAACCGCAAACUCUUAGAGAAACACAUCACGGCAGCUGAAAUCGAAACCUUUGUCAGCCUGGUCAGGAAGAACCGUGAGCCGAGGUUUCUUGAUUACCUCUCUGACUUGUGUGUCUCCAACAACACAGCCAUUCCAGUUACCCAAGAACUCAUCUGCAAAGCUGUGUUGAACCCAGCUAAUGGUGACAUUCUCAUUGAGACAAAGCUGGUUCUCUCCAGAGUGGAGUUUGAGGUGGAGAAUGGUGGCGAGAGCCGGCUAGAAGUUGGCGAGGAUGAAGAAGUGUGGCUCUUUUGGAAUGACAGCGGCAAAGAGCUACGGAGCAAAAGCAUUCGUGAAUUAGCUCAAGAUGCCAAAGAGGGCCAAAAGGAGGACCAGGAAGUUCUUAGUUAUUACAGGUACCAGCUGAACCUUUUCGCUCGGAUGUGCUUGGACCGUCAAUAUUUGGCCAUCAAUGCCGUGUCUGGGCAGCUGGAUGUGGAUUUAAUUCUCCGCUGCAUGUCAGAUGAGAACUUGCCAUAUGAUUUGCGUGCCUCUUUCUGUCGCCUGAUGUUGCACAUGCACGUGGACAGAGACCCCCAAGAGCAGGUGACUCCUGUGAAGUAUGCUCGCCUGUGGUCCGAAAUACCUUCCCAGAUAGCUAUCGAUGAUUAUGACUCCAGUGGAACUUCCAAAGAUGAAAUAAAAGAGCGUUUUGCUCAUACCAUGGAAUUUGUGGAGGAGUAUUUGAGAGAUGUCGUCUGCCAAAGGUUUCCUUUCUCAGACAAGGAGAAGAACAAGCUGACAUUUGAGGUUGUGAAUUUGGCUCGAAAUCUUAUCUACUUCGGCUUCUACUGUUUUAGUGACCUCCUGAGAUUAACCAAAAUCUUGCUGGCCAUAUUAGACUGUGUCCACUUGGCCACUGUCUUUCCAAUCAGCAAGCUGGUUAAAGGGGAUGAUAACAGAGGCAGUAAUGUCAUGAGAUCAAUUCAUGGAGUCGGCGAGCUGAUGACUCAAGUGGUGCUGAGAGGAGGUGGCUUCCUACCUCUAUCUCCCAUUACACCACAGGAUGGAACGACUAAGCAACAGGGUGAGCCAGAGAAGGAAGAUAUUCUAGUUAUGGACACAAAACUAAAAACAAUUGAAAUACUGCAGUUCAUUUUGAAUGUUCGUUUGGAUUAUCGAAUCUCUUGCCUUCUCUCCAUAUUUAAACGAGAGUUUGAUGAAAGUAAUGCACAUCAUCAGUCGACCGACUCCCCACCGAGUAUAGGGUCGGCUUCUCAGGAUGGGACAAGUAAUGUUCCAGGGACGUUAGAUUUUGAGCACAUUGAGGAGCAGGCUGAAGCGAUCUUUGGUGGAAGUGAUGAAAAUACCCCAUUAGAUCUGGAUGAUCAUGGAGGCAGAACAUUUCUACGGGUCCUGCUUCAUCUCACAAUGCACGACUACCCACCUUUAGUAUCGGGAGCACUCCACCUCUUAUUUAGACAUUUUAGCCAGAGGCAAGAGGUCCUUCAGGCAUUUAAGCAGGUCCAGCUGCUUGUCACCAGCCAGGAUGUAGAAAACUACAAACAAAUCAAAGCUGACCUGGACCAGCUGAGGCUGCUGGUGGAAAAGUCAGAGCUCUGGGUUUACAAGGGCAACGCCCAUGAUGAGUCAAUGGAUGGUGGAGACAAUUCAACAAGCGGAAGUGAAUUGAAAAAGAAAAAAGAUGGUGACUUUGCCAAGGGUCAGGCUGCCAGUUCUGAUGCAGUGGUUACCAUUGAAAGCACCAGCAGCAAGAAUUAUCGAGUUAUAAAGGAGGUUCUGAUCCGACUCAGCAAGCUGUGUGUUCAAGAGGGUUCAUCCGUGAGGAAAAGCCGCAAGCAGCAGCAGAGGUUACUGAGGAACAUGGGUGCCCACACCGUUGUCCUGGACCUUCUGCAGAUUCCCUAUGAGAAGGCUGAGGACCUCCGAAUGCAAGAGAUUAUGAAGCUGGCACACAAGUUUCUGCAGAAUUUCUGUGCUGGCAACCCACAGAACCAAGCUCUUCUGCACAAGCACAUCAACCUUUUCCUCAAUCCAGGGAUUCUGGAAGCUGUGACCAUGCAACACAUCUUCAUGAACAACUUCCAGCUGUGCAGUGAGAUCAACGAGCGGGUGGUGCAGCACUUUGUCCACUGCAUCGAGACGCACGGCCGCAACGUACAGUAUCUCAAGUUCCUGCAGACGAUCGUGAAGGCGGAGGGGAAGUUUAUCAAGAAGUGCCAGGACAUGGUAAUGGCUGAGCUGGUGAAUGCUGGAGAAGAUGUUCUGAUCUUCUACAACGAUCGAGCUUCCUUCCAGAUUUUGGUACAGAUGAUGCGGUCUGAGCGGGACCGGAUGGAUGAGAAUAGUCCCCUCAUGUACCACAUCCACUUGGUGGAGCUACUGGCUGUCUGCACUGAGGGAAAAAAUGUCUACACAGAGAUAAAAUGCAACUCCCUUUUACCCCUGGAUGACAUUGUCAGAGUAUCGACCCAUGAAGACUGCAUACCUGAAGUGAAAAUUGCUUACAUUAACUUUCUUAAUCACUGCUAUGUGGAUACAGAGGUGGAGAUGAAAGAGAUUUAUACCAGCAACCACAUGUGGAAGCUUUUUGAGAACUUCCUCGUAGACAUCUGCAGGGUGUGCAACAAUACCACUGACCGAAAACAUACUGACAAUGUCUUGGAGGUAUACGUCACUGAAAUAGUCAUGAGCAUUGUCACAACUUUCUUUAGCUCUCCCUUUUCUGAUCAAAGCACAAGUUUACAGACUCGCCAGCCGAUCUUCGUGCAACUAUUGCAAGGAGUGUUCAGAGUCUACCACUGCCCUUGGCUGUCUGCCACCCAGAAGGCUUCGGUUGAGAGUUGCAUUAAGGUGCUUUCAGAAGUAGCCAAGAGCAGAGCCAUAGCCAUCCCCGUAGACCUGGACAGUCAGGUUAACAAUCUCUUCCUCAAGUCUCACAACAUUGUACAGAAGACCGCAAUGAGUUGGCGAAUGUCGGCACGGAACGCCGCUCGGAGAGAUUCUGUUCUUGCCGCCUCUCGAGAUUAUCGGAAUAUUAUUGAGCGGUUGCAGGAUAUAGUGUCUGCACUUGAAGAUAGACUCCGACCCCUUGUCCAGGCUGAACUCUCUGUACUGGUUGAUGUACUCCAUCGGCCAGAGCUGCUUUUCCCAGAGAACACUGAAGCAAGGCGGAAGUGUGAAAGUGGAGGGUUUAUCUGCAAGCUAAUUAAACACACAAAGCAGCUUCUGGAAGAGAAUGAAGAAAAGUUAUGCAUCAAAGUUCUGCAGACACUUCGGGAGAUGAUGACCAAGGAUCGAGGAUAUGGAGAGAAGCUUAUUGCAUUUGACGAUGAAUUGGAUAUAGCAGAGGAACCUGAUCAAAACCUGCCACAGAAGCAGCUGGAAGAUCAGAAACGGGGUGAAGCUCUAAGGCAGAUCUUGGUCAACCGCUAUCAUGGCAAUGUCAGAUCAGUAGGUAGAAGAGAAAGCCUGACAAAUUUUCACAAUGGUCCACUAUCAGCAGGAGGCAUCAACAAAUCUCUCGAACGCGGAGGCGGAGGUACAGCAGGUACAUUGAGUCAAGGUGAGAUGAGUCUUGCAGAAGUACAAUGUCACCUGGAUAAGGAAGGAGCAUCCGACCUGGUCAUAGACCUCAUAAUGAAUGCAACCAGUGACCGAGUCUUCCAUGAAAGCAUAUUACUUGCAAUUGCUCUGCUAGAAGGAGGCAACACUACAAUUCAGCAUUCGUUUUACUGCCGUUUGAUGGAGGACAAGAAGUCAGAGAAAUUCUUCAAGGUGUUUUAUGACCGUAUGAAGCUCGCACAACAAGAGAUCAAAGCUACAGUGACUGUAAAUACCAGUGACCUCGGUAAUAAAAAGAAAGACGGUGAAUCUACAGAGAGAGAUGUGCCUGUGCGAAGAAGAGCCAAAGAACCUCCGGCGCAGCUUAGCGACGAGGUACGAGAACAGCUGCUGGAGGCCUCUGCUGCCACGCGCAAAGCCUACAACACCUUCCGGAGGGAUGCUGAUCCAGAGGACCACUUCCCUGGUGCAGAUGGCAACCCAGCCGCAGGAGAGAAGAACAAGGACGAUGGGGAGAUGAGUGCCAUGAUAGCCAUCAUGCAACCAAUUCUUCGCUUCAUGCAGCUGCUCUGCGAAAACCAUAACCGAGACCUCCAGAACUUCCUGCGUUGCCAGAACAACAAGACUAAUUAUAACCUGGUCUGUGAGACACUGCAGUUCCUGGACUGCAUCUGUGGCAGCACCACUGGUGGGCUGGGCCUUUUGGGACUCUACAUCAAUGAAAAGAACGUGGCCCUCAUCAACCAGACACUGGAAAGCUUGACUGAAUAUUGUCAAGGGCCCUGCCAUGAGAACCAGAACUGCAUUGCCACCCAUGAAUCAAAUGGAAUAGACAUCAUCAUUGCACUAAUUCUUAAUGAUAUCAACCCACUGGGAAAGAAGAGAAUGGACCUUGUGCUGGAACUGAAGAAUAAUGCAUCCAAGCUGCUGCUGGCAAUUAUGGAAAGUAGACAUGACAGUGAAAAUGCAGAAAGAAUACUCUAUAACAUGAGGCCCAAGGAACUGGUGGAGGUGAUAAAGAAGGCCUAUCUGCAGGGAGAGGUGGAGUUUGAGGAAACCGAGGAUGGUGAGGAUCAUGCUGCCUCACCCAGGAAUGUUGGCCAUAACAUUUACAUCCUGGCUCAUCAGUUGGCACGUCAUAACAAAGAGCUUCAACAAAUGCUGAAACCUGGCAGUCAGAUGGGUGAAGGAGAUGAAGCCUUGGAGUAUUAUGCCAAACACACAGCUCAGAUUGAGAUUGUAAGGCAGGAUCGCACAAUGGAACAGAUUGUCUUUCCUGUUCCAAAUAUAUGCGAGUUUCUCACCAAGGAAUCCAAAUUGCGUGUGUACUAUACCACUGAGCGAGACGAGCAAGGCAGCAAGAUAAAUGACUUCUUCCUGAGUUCUGAGGACCUCUUCAAUGAAAUGAACUGGCAAAAGAAGCUUCGAGGACAGCCAGUUUUGUAUUGGUGCUCACGUAACAUGACGUUUUGGAGCAGCAUCUCCUUCAAUCUAGCCGUUCUCAUGAACCUGUUGGUUGCACUGUUCUAUCCCUUUGAAGGCGUCAGAGGAGGUACGUUGGAGGCACAUUUAUCAGGUCUGCUGUGGACAGCAGUGUGUAUAUCUCUUGCCAUUGUGAUCGCCCUUCCUAAACCCCAUGGUAUUAGAGCUUUGAUCGCCUCUACAAUUUUGCGCCUUAUAUUCUCAGUUGGCUUGGAGCCAACAUUGUAUUUGUUGGGGGCAUUUAAUGUUGGUAAUAAAGUAAUAUUCUUGACGAGUUUUGUGGGAAAUCGAGGUACUUUCACUAAAGGUUACAUGGCCAUGAUCCUGGAUGUGGAGUUUCUUUAUCAUCUAGUAUACACAAUAAUAUCUGUCAUGGGGCUUUUUGCCCAUGAAUUCUUCUACAGUUUGCUGCUUUUUGACCUGGUUUACAGAGAGGAGACAUUACUGAAUGUCAUCAAGAGUGUCACUCGUAAUGGCCGCUCCAUCAUUCUGACAGCUGUACUAGCGCUCAUCUUAGUCUACCUGUUUUCUAUUGUUGGCUUUUUGUUUUUCAAAGACGACUUCAUCCUGGCAGUGGACAAGGUGCCAAACAAGACCCUUUGGGCAGAAGAUGCUGCAUCACUGUCUGAAGAAUUGCUUUCCGCCGAUGUCUGUCGCCUGGGCAAUGGAGAGAACUGUUCAACACUUUACUCCAUGGAGAGUAACGAGUUGCUUGCUGAGAAUGAAGAGGACUCGGAGCACACCUGUGAAACCCUGUUUAUGUGUAUCAUUACUGUACUCAGUCAUGGACUGCGAAGUGGAGGAGGUGUGGGAGAUGUGCUCAGGAAACCUUCCAAAGAGGAACCGCUCUUUGCUGCACGUGUGGUCUACGAUCUCCUCUUCUUCUUCAUGGUCAUCAUCAUUGUCCUGAACUUGAUCUUUGGUGUCAUCAUUGACACUUUUGCUGACUUGAGGAGCGAGAAGCAGAAGAAGGAAGAAGUCUUGAAAACAACCUGCUUCAUAUGUGGCUUGGAAAGGGAUAAAUUUGACAACAAGACAGUGACAUUUGAAGAACAUAUCAAGGAUGAGCACAACAUGUGGCAUUAUCUGUGCUUUAUUGUCUUGGUGAAAGUCAAGGACUCCACAGAGUACACUGGGCCAGAGAGCUACGUAGCAGAGAUGAUCAAGGAACGGAACCUGGACUGGUUUCCACGUAUGCGGGCCAUGUCACUUGUUAGCAGUGACGCAGAGGGGGAGCAAAACGAGCUGAGGAGCCUACAGGAGAAGCUGGAGUCUACGAUGAAGCUGGUUACUAACUUAUCUGGCCAACUGUCAGAGCUCAAGGAGCAGAUGACUGAGCAAAGGAAACAAAAGCAACGUAUUGGUCUCCUCGGGCACCCUCCGCACAUGAACAUUAACCCACAGCAGCCGGCCUGAGGGAGACGCUGCCAUUUUGGAUUGGAAUAGCUUGGCUCAGAACCUAUCACCCGGCUACUGAACCAGUAUAAAUUUUUCAAAAUGUUUACUUGUAUGCACCAUAGGAAAUAAAAGACAGAUUUUAGUCUCUUGCUACUGUUACCUAGAUUCCUAAGGAACUGUUUCCUGUCACACUCAUCGGGAUGUUCUGCUUCCAUUGCUGCCAAAGAUGGAAUCAUGGAUGUUAUUUAAAGUCUCCAUUUGAAAGCAGGCUUCUCAUUUUGGGGAGGUGAGGGGAGAGGGGGGUUUGAUCUGGGCGUAGGUGGGGGUCCAGUUUUAUUCCAAGGGCCCAUCGUUACAACUAAGGGGAGUUGCAAAUGGUGCACCCACUUUAAAUUUAGGGCUGUAGGGUUGAAGAGAACGGGUUUUGAUUUCCCACCCCUGCUAACUCCAUUGUGGCUGCAAAGUAAAAUAAAGCACAUUUGAAGAACUGACUGUCAGGAUAAUGAGUACGGCAGAAGUUUUUGUAUGUACAGAAAAAAAAUAAUUGUGUAACCAGUAUUUAAUGUCCUAUUUUUGUAAGUUGAUGUGCAAUAUGACUAAUGAAUAUGCAAAAUACUCAGUAUAACUUUGCGUUGUAGAUGAACACUGAAGUGUACUACCUGUGAAGAGCCACAUUGUCUUUUGCUAAAUGAAUAUACACUUGUUUAUUUUCAUUGAAGCUGAAAAAGGAUGAAUGGAAAACUUUUUGUAUAUUUGCUGCCUUAGUUGUUUUGUAUAAGUACCUCAGUUUACAGAUGGCAGACGAGUCAGUGACCAAGAAAGUAGUGUUAAUGACAAAGUAUACACAAAGCACUAAUAUUAUACAAAUUAAGUGUGAUAUGACAGUUGUACAAUGCAUAAGAAAAGCUAUUUAAUAAAUAUAUAAUGCUG
Molecule: messenger RNA, 9336 nt
Organism: Amblyraja radiata (thorny skate)
Lineage: Eukaryota; Metazoa; Chordata; Chondrichthyes; Rajiformes; Rajidae
Gene: itpr1b
Product: inositol 1,4,5-trisphosphate receptor, type 1b
Exons: 60
Coding region: 151-8424 (2757 amino acids)
Biological process (GO): calcium ion transmembrane transport
Cellular component (GO): membrane; endoplasmic reticulum
Molecular function (GO): inositol 1,4,5 trisphosphate binding; inositol 1,4,5-trisphosphate-gated calcium channel activity
Source: RefSeq, a predicted model, not a curated record